Lycium barbarum (goji berry) is the source of this 489-nucleotide messenger RNA. RefSeq lists its product as uncharacterized. Lineage: Eukaryota; Viridiplantae; Streptophyta; Magnoliopsida; Solanales; Solanaceae. The transcript is spliced from 2 exons. The record is from RefSeq and is a predicted model, not a curated record. Gene Ontology annotation, molecular function: nucleic acid binding. The coding region runs from base 1 to 489 and encodes 162 amino acids.
AUGAAUGGAGCAGUCGAGGCAGCAAAUAAAAACAUCAAGAAGAUCUUGAGGAAGAUAACAGACAGUCACAGGCAGUGGCAUGAAAAGUUGCCAUAUGCUUUGCUUGGUUACCGUACCACUGCUAGAACAUCCACAGGAGCAACUCCCUAUAUGCUGGUCUAUGAAUGGAUACGUAGUAGACAUGAACAGUUAAUGCUCAUUGAUGAGAAAAAGAUGGACGCCGUCUGUCAUGGUCAACUUUAUCAGAAUAGGAUGUCCAAGGCAUUUAACAAGAGAGUAAGGCAAAGGAAAUUCGAACCAGGGCAGUUGGUUUUAAAGCGAAUAUUUCCUCAUCAGGACGAAGCUAGAGGGAAAUUCGCACUAAAUUGGCAAGGUCCAUACGUGGUUCAUCGAGUGCUUUCAGGAGGAGCAUUGAUUUUGGCAGAAAUGGAUGGUAAAGUGAGCACGAAGCCCAUCAACUCAGACUCGAUCAAGAAGUACUACAUCUGA